GAAUGAGCUUCCUGAGCCCGAGCAGGACAACGGCGGCACUACAGAAUCCGUCAAAGAGCAGGAAAUGAAGUGGACAGACUUGGCCUUGCAGUACCUCCAUGAGAACGUCCCUCCCAUCGGGAGCUGACGCUUGGCUCCUUCACAAGGACGGAUUUGUAGAAAGGGGGGAAAAAUGUAAAUACAAAAAUUUUUUUUUUGA
Tupaia belangeri chinensis (Chinese tree shrew) is the source of this 199-nucleotide messenger RNA. Its product is annotated as anaphase-promoting complex subunit 13. The record is from RefSeq and is a predicted model, not a curated record. Gene Ontology annotation, biological process: protein K11-linked ubiquitination. NCBI's taxonomy places the organism in Eukaryota, Metazoa, Chordata, Mammalia, Scandentia, Tupaiidae. Gene Ontology annotation, cellular component: anaphase-promoting complex.